This is a messenger RNA of Sordaria macrospora k-hell, 990 nucleotides long. RefSeq lists its product as uncharacterized. The record is from RefSeq and is a predicted model, not a curated record. NCBI's taxonomy places the organism in Eukaryota, Fungi, Ascomycota, Sordariomycetes, Sordariales, Sordariaceae.
AUGUCACCCACCACCGACCCCGCCAUUUUCCGCGCCCUAGGCCUUGACCCCAACUCGGCCUCCGCGAGCACCACCUCCCAUGGCGGCUCCGGCUUCUCCUCCACUUACAAGCUCCUCAGCACUGCCCCUGAUGGCCACAAAAGGACAUACUUUGUCAAAACCGGCACCGGCCCCGACGCCGCCUCCAUGUUCCUCGGUGAACACCACUCCCUCAACGCAAUCCACUCCAUCCUUCCCACCUUCUGUCCCCGGUCUUAUGGCAACGGGACCUUCUCAUCCAGCUCCAAUUCCAACCAGCACUUCUUGGUGACUGAUUUCCUUGACCUGCGCUCCAGCAGCGGCAGCCCUUCUGGGAGUGGUGAAUCCUUCGCUCAAAAGUUGGCCAAGAUGCACACCACCCCCGCCCCGAUCCCCGAGGGAUACGAUAAGCCCAUGUUCGGCUUCCCCGUCCCGACGUACUGCGGCGCGACGGAGCAGGAUAAUACAUGGAAAGAAGACUGGGCCGAGUUUUAUGCUGAUAACCGCUUGCACCAUGUGCUGAAAGAGGGCGAGAAGAAGAACGGGAAAAACAAAGAGUUGAGCGAGGCGGUGGAAGCGGUUGCGUCAAAGGUGGUGCCCAGGCUUCUAGGGGUGCCGACCAUAGGGAAGGUGACGCCGGUGUUGAUACAUGGGGAUUUGUGGAGUGGAAACCAGGGACGGGGUAGGUUUUCUGAUGGAGUUGGUGUUGAAGAGGUGGUGUAUGACCCGGCGGCGGUUUAUGGGCAUUCCGAGUAUGAGUUGGGCAUAAUGAAGAUGUUUGGUGGGUUUGGGGCCGGGUUUUGGAAGGAGUAUGGGGAGUUGGUGCCCAAGCAGGAGCCGAAAGAGGAGUGGCAGGAUCGGGUUGCUUUAUAUGAGCUGUAUCACCACCUGAACCAUUAUGCGCUGUUUGGAGGCGGGUAUCGGGAAGGCGCCAUGUCCAUUAUGAAGACGCUGAUUGCAAAGUAUGCGUAG